UUGAACAAACCAUAGUUGACGGGACUUGUAGCUGUGAGGCGACUAGUUUUAAUGAUGAAAACUGAAGUUAGUUGAUGAUGAAUUAAGUGUGAUUAGCAGGAGUAGUUCGGACUCUCAGCUCCUCUAAAUGGACCCGCUCCACAGAGCUCUGCUGCGGACAUACCGGCUGGAGCUGUCCGGGCAGCUGCUGGUCAGUGACACCAUCGUUCCGUUCCUGUACCAGGAGAACAUUUUAACGGAGGCUCAGGUGGAGGACGUCGAGUCUCAGCCCACCAACAGACAGAAGUGUCUGAAGCUGCUGGACAUCCUGCCGAGCCGCGGGCCCCGGGCCUUUGACUCGUUCCUGCGGUCUCUGGAGGAGUUCAGCUGGGUCAGAGACAAACUGCUGCUGGAGCUGCAGACACCUGGACCUGGACCUGGAGCCAGCUCAACAGACGUCUGGCGGGUUCCCGGCUCGGUUCUCCAGAAGGUUCCUUCGGAUCGGGACUUGUCCCGGCUGGCGUCUCGGCUCGGCUCUGAGUGGGAGGCGGUCCUGAUGGAUUUGGGUCUGUCUGUGGAGGAUCUGUUCCGGUGUCGGUCCGAUCACCAGCUCAGUACUCACGGGGCGGUCCUGGCUGGUCUGGUUCAGUGGAGACGAUGUGAAGGGAAGAAAGCGACAGUGCAGAGGCUGAUGCAGAGUCUGCAGGCUGCUGACGUCCAUCCGUCCGUCCUGGAGUUCCUGAGGAUCAGCUUUCUGUGUCCAGGCUUUUAAGGUGGACUGACGAGAUGUGAGAGCAGCACUGGAGCUGAACUGUUUAUUUGUUUUUGUCUCAAAAUUCAAACACUUUGUGAAUUUCAGUGACUUUUUUGAUGAAGAGUUUGUAAAAGUUCAAAUUUAACUAAAGAAAAUAAAGUUUAAAGUUAAAUAUCC
This is a messenger RNA of Epinephelus lanceolatus (giant grouper), 910 nucleotides long. NCBI's taxonomy places the organism in Eukaryota, Metazoa, Chordata, Actinopteri, Perciformes, Serranidae. The record is from RefSeq and is a predicted model, not a curated record.